UCACGUCCCUCUUCGCGGCGGAGCUCCUCAUCCUCAGCCGAAACGUAGGUCAGACGGACCGCGAUAUACUUAUCCACGGGGCUUCUGAUCCUCCGCCGUCGCCGUUACCGGAAGAGCUUCGAGUAGAAGAUGAGGAAGGAGGAUACCGUGAAGCUGAUCAGCGCCGAGGGUUUCGAGUUCGUGGUCGACAAGAGGGCCGCCAUGGUUUCUCAGACCAUCCGCAACAUGCUCACUUCUCCAGGGAGCUUCGCGGAGACGCAGCUGGGCGAAGUGACGUUCCCGGAGAUCAGCACCACCAUCCUCGAGAAGAUAUGCCAGUACUUCCACUGGUCUCUUCAGUAUGCUAGUGGCAAGGAGAGCGAGUUCCACAUCGAGCCUGAGCUGACACUGGAGCUGAUGAUGGCUGCUAACUAUCUCCAUACUUGAGAGAGAAAUCUCCGCCCUUCUCUUAUUUCAGGGGUGAGCGUAAAGAACACAGGCAUAUUCUGAAAUCUAACUUCAUUGAUGUCUUCGAUAAACGGGAAACUUGAAGCUUGUUCUUCAGUGUUACUUGGCAUCGCAGGUGACCCCGUUACGUAACUAAAUGCUUGUCCUGGUGUCACCUGAGUUGUUAAUUCAGUGACGUUUGUAUAUUUUCAUGGGAACUUUCUCACACCUAGAGUCAUCCAUCUUUUCCAUGGAUGUUGCCUUUAUCUUUUCUCCAUCAUAGACCGGAUUCAUCUCCUUAGAUCCACCGCAUCUUAAGAAUUGCUCUACGGUGGAUCAGUUGGUUGUCGUCUGAUUAUUUAUCAGAAAGAAUAUACAUAGUCGUAUCAAA
Messenger RNA from Punica granatum (pomegranate), 817 nucleotides. Lineage: Eukaryota; Viridiplantae; Streptophyta; Magnoliopsida; Myrtales; Lythraceae. The record is from RefSeq and is a predicted model, not a curated record.